Molecule: messenger RNA, 1461 nt
Organism: Rhodotorula toruloides NP11
Lineage: Eukaryota; Fungi; Basidiomycota; Microbotryomycetes; Sporidiobolales; Sporidiobolaceae
Product: protein phosphatase 2 (formerly 2A), regulatory subunit B'
Exons: 4
Coding region: 1-1461 (486 amino acids)
Biological process (GO): mitotic spindle organization
Cellular component (GO): cytoplasm; nucleus; protein phosphatase type 2A complex
Molecular function (GO): peptidyl-prolyl cis-trans isomerase activity; protein tyrosine phosphatase activator activity
Source: RefSeq, a predicted model, not a curated record
AUGGCUUCGAUACCUUCUUCUCUACCGCCCACGCCACCCUUCGUGCCUCCCAUCGCCGCUCCCACUCCGCCAAAUUCCUCAUCAGCCCCACCUCGACCCCCUCGACGAAAGAUCUUCACAGAACAGGACCUCGCUUACUGGCUACGUAGCGAGGCGUAUCAGCAUGUCGAGACGACGAUCCUGAGGCUCACGGCGGCUGUGCGGGGCAAGGCGAAUGAGGUUGAGUGCCACGAGAGUGAGGCCGCUCAGCAACUGUCGAGCUUCUUGCGGCAGAUCCGAGGAUGGGUCGCGGAAAUUCCCCUCCAGCAGGGUCCGCAGCGUUUCGGCAACAAGGCGUUUCGAGAUUGGUUGUCAAAGGUCGAGGAGGCGGAACCAGCCUUCCAACGCGACCUCGUCUCGUCUGCGCACUCGCCCGCCGUCGACCCAUCCCUCCUGCUUUCCGAAUUGUCCUUCCACUUCACGUCAUCCUUCGGUUCCGCCCAGCGCCUCGACUACGGCUCAGGCCACGAACUGUCCUUCCUCGCCUACCUCGCCUGUCUCUGCCGCCUGCGCAUCUUCAACGAGAAUGACGAGCAAGCGCUCGUUACCCGUGUCUUCAAGGAAUACAUUGAGACGUGUAGGGAGGUGCAGAGGGUGUUCAAGCUGGAGCCGGCGGGCAGCAAGGGAGUCUGGGGGCUCGAUGAUCACCAGCACCUGGUGUACCUCUUCGGCGCCACACAGCUUGUCGGCCAUCCUUCCCUUCGACCCGCCUCGGUCCUCUCUGUCCCGACCAUCGAACCGCUCGCACCAUCGUACCUCUUCAUAUCCUCCAUCAUGCACAUUCACACCAUCAAGCGCGGCCCUUUCCACGAGCACUCGCCCCUCCUUCACCAAAUCGCCAGCACCGUCCCGACUUUCCAGAAAGUCACAAAAGGUCUGUGGGAGAUGUACAAGGUGGAAGUGCUCGCGAAGUUGCCGGUCGUGCAGCACUGCCGCUUUGGCGAGUACGGAUUGAGGUGGAGGGAUAAGGAGACUGGAGCAGAGUUGCCUUCGUCGGGUGACGGGCGGAAGGACGACGAGGAUGAGGACGACAGCGCAGACGCAGUAGCCCUGCUCGACGCGCCCAUCAUCACGCCAGCCCCUUGGGCUCAUGCGGCGUCCACUCCUUCUUCCGUCCGACCGCUGCCUCCCUCAUCCCGCCUCUCCGCUACCACGACCGCCUCCUUCUCGCAUCGCCAGCAUCCGACCACCUUUCCUCUUCCUCAUGUAUCGACCGUUCCGUCAACAACAGCACACGCGCCUCGCUCCUUUGCUCCCCCACCGCUCUUCCCGCCUCGACGGCCGGCAGCGAGUCUCGCUUCGAAGCAGGAACCAGGAGGGACGGUAGCGGACGAAGGUGGAGCAGCUGCGACGAGCUCGCCGUUUGGAGUGUUGCCGAAGGUCGGGCUAGGAAACGAAGCGGUGCGGGAUAUCGAGCGGUAG